UCUCUCUCUCAUCAACCCCUUCUUCUCCUUCACAAUGCCUGCAAAACCCAGAUCUUUAUUUCUCACCUUCUUACUUCUUCUUCUUCUUCCUAUCACAAUUUCUUCUUCUUCUUCUUCUUCUUCUUAUUCAUCAAUGCACGACCUUCUUCGCAGCUAUGGCCUACCAUCUGGGCUUUUCCCAGAAAGUGUAAAGUCCUACAAUUUCGACGAAACGGGGCGUUUAGAAGUUCAUCUGGAUCGUCCAUGCAUGGCCAAAUUUGAGAACAGAGUGUUCUUUGAAAGUGUAGUGAGAGCCAAUCUCAGCUUCGGACAGCUUAAGGGUUUGCAAGGUCUGUCACAGGAAGAACUUUUCUUAUGGCUUCCUGUGAAGGAUAUUAUCGUCAGUGAUCCUUCUUCUGGUCUCAUUCUCUUUGAUAUUGGCCUUGCUCAUAAACAAUUCUCUUUCUCCCUCUUUGAAGAUCCCCCCAUUUGCAGAUCUCAAGGAGGUAUUUCCUUCGGAAGAAAGAGCAUUGGAUUUCAAGAUCAGAGAUGAAAGUUUGGCUGCUCAUUUCAAAAGAUUACUUGUUUUCUUCCUCUUUUUUCUGGUUUCUUUAAUAAUAAUUUCAUAGAGUAAAGUGGAUAUACACCUAAUUAGAGUUGUGAGUGUUUACAGAAACAGUUUGAGAGGAAAGCAAAAAUCUUCCUGCAAUUUUGUUUGUUGUUUUUCAGCUCAUCUUCAAUGAAUGUUACCUCCUUUUUACUCUGUUUUCUCCAUUCUC
Messenger RNA from Neltuma alba, 758 nucleotides. RefSeq lists its product as uncharacterized. The record is from RefSeq and is a predicted model, not a curated record. The transcript has 2 exons. NCBI's taxonomy places the organism in Eukaryota, Viridiplantae, Streptophyta, Magnoliopsida, Fabales, Fabaceae. Bases 35 to 532 code for a protein of 165 amino acids.